Messenger RNA from Dermacentor andersoni, 2575 nucleotides. It is a transcript of the gene GC, whose product is annotated as gamma-glutamyl carboxylase. The record is from RefSeq and is a predicted model, not a curated record. Gene Ontology annotation, biological process: peptidyl-glutamic acid carboxylation. NCBI's taxonomy places the organism in Eukaryota, Metazoa, Arthropoda, Arachnida, Ixodida, Ixodidae. Gene Ontology annotation, molecular function: gamma-glutamyl carboxylase activity; vitamin binding.
AUGGAGCCAGACGUCCAGCACCAAGGCAACGAAAAGAAAGGUGGCAGAUGCUUUUCUCAGGCUACCUUGGUGGAUUGGCUAAAGGCCACCCGAGUGGCGCUGUGCAAACAUGCGACGGCAUUCACCCUCUGGCUGCACACUCCAUGUGAUCCGUCAAGCCUGGCCAUUGCGCGGAUCCUAUUCGGAGCAGUCAUGAUACUGGAUCAACCUGAAGAGCGCGGCUUGGCCUUCGUGGAAGAACGCUGGGGUGACCCCAAGGAGUGCCGCUUCCCCUUGUUCUCCUUCUUGAAGCCGCUAUCCUUGGAAGGAAUGUACUGCAUUCACCUGAUCAUGCUUCUCGGUGCGAUUGGCAUCUGUACUGGGGCGUUCUUCAAGAAGAGCUGCAUGGCCUUCCUGCUUCCUUACUGGUUCAUCUUCCUGCUAGAAAAGUCCAGGUGGAAUAACCACAGCUACCUCUACGGUCUAAUCACUGUGCUGCUCAGCGUCACGGGAGCUCACCACCUCUGGUCUGUUGACUGCUGGAGGAAAAGCGGCAUAAGAAACACCGACAUUCCCAAGUGGAACUACGUGCUUCUGCGGUUACAGGUGUUUCUCGUGUACUUCAUCGCCGGGCUCAAGAAGACUGACAGGGAUUGGAUCGGAGGUCACUCCAUGGAUGGCCUGGCACGUCACUGGGUCUUUGAUCUAUUCAAGCUGGUAAUGACCGAAGAGCAGGUGGACACGUACGUAGUCCACUGGGGCGGAUUCCUGCUAGACCUGACCGUGGGCUUCCUCAUGAUUGGCACGGCAGUGCGGCCCGUCGGAGUGCUUUUUUGCGUCCUCUUCAACACCAUGAACUCCAGGAUGUUCGCAAUCGGAAUGUUCCCGUACGUGAUGAUUGUGCUCACGACCAUAUUCUUCGACUAUUCGUGGCCCAAGAAAGUCGCAGCCGUGUUGCCGCUGUGCAUCAGGAAUGCGGUGCCGGAUCUCUCCGCGUCUCGGCCCGACUUCAGCCGCUGUUGGUACCCUGGUCGAUGCAAGGGCAACGUCCAAUGCAUUGGCAGUCCAAGGGCCGAACGUCGGCUGUGCAGGUGGAAGAUGACGGCGUUCCUCCUGUGCCUGCACGUGGUCUUGCAGCUUUUCCUGCCGUACUCGCAUGGCCUCACCAAGGGCUACAACACAUGGACACAGGGAAGCUAUGGCUACUCCUGGGAUAUGAUGGUCCACAACUGGAGGCCCGUGCACAUCAAGCUUGUCCUCUACGACAACGCCGCGCACAAGACCCACUUCCUGGAUCCCGAGAAGUUCACCACUUCGAAGCGGUGGCACCACCAGGCCGACAUGGUCGUCCAGUUCGCCCACUGCAUAAGCGACAGGUUCCGGCAGGACUAUGGCAUGAAGGACGUGGAAAUAUACGUCGACGUCUGGAUGUCGCUCAACGGGAGAUUCGCGCAGAGGAUGUACGACCCAACGGUGAACAUUCUGGAGCAGCCCUGGUCGCCGUUCGUUGAAGUGCCAUGGGUGAUGCCCGUGCUCACCAACUUGAGUGAAUGGAGGCAUAGCAUCAAGAAAAUCCGGGGCCGAGUGCAUGCUGCCUCAACACUGGCAGAUGUCGAGUUCAUCGCCGACUUUCCGGGAUUUUCCCUCGUCAACUACAUGGGCACGAAUUUCGACAACACAUCGCUGGAAGUUCUGAAGGGAACCGUGGCCGUCUCAUUUCCCUCGAUGAGAUCGACCCGGAUAUUGCAGACCGGCGAAAGCACAAACAUCGUGACUGGAGUUUACCACACAGUGACUCCACUGAGGCACGCCCCCGCUGGCUACAUGUACGUUUUUUCGGAGAAAUCGCGAGGGUCAAGCGACGCUGGCCUCCCAGAUUCCGCACUGCCAACUAGAGAAAACGGAGAACUUGGCAGCUAUUUGAAGAGAUACUUCGAGAAUUGGAAAAUAAGCUCACGAAGGAUAGCGAACAUCACGACGAAGACGUUCAAGGAGAAGGUCCUCCGUAAGACGUCAUCCCUUCUGCAGCGUCUUAUGUCCAAUUGUGCGAUGUGUACGCCCUGAAGCAUUGACGACGGGAUGCGCACUGCAGCAACAAAACAAUACCAGUGACGAAACAGCUGGUAUUAAAAGAAAGAAAGGAUACGAUUACCUGCGUGUGCCCAGCCUUCCCGCAUUUUAAACCAUGUCAUAUUGCCGUAUAAUGUAUGUGCAUUCCGUCGACUAUACAGUAACACAAAUAGGUCAUUUGGUCCUUGUAAUCCCAUGAAGUGUUGAAGUACAGAUAAAUAGGAAUAGUGAAAGUGCACUCCUUUCCGAAAGACCCUAGAGCGUGGCAUGACCAGAUCCGGGGCCUUGAUAGUGCUGCAUCCGCUAGCACUGAUUCCAACGUUAUCGAAUGUGAGAAAAACUAUAAUCCAAACUGCCGUCCACACCUUUGGAGGACCGCCCUACUACACAUUCCAUUGGUAGCCAUGGCCGCACGUGAACUGGGCGUAUGGAACUUUCGGAGGGCAUUGUAUCUCUAUCCACCAUGUGUAACCACGUUCGUGUCAUAAAUGGAGCUAAUAAUGAAAUAAACUUACUCGUUCCCGAA